CGCUGAGCUGGUUCUAGGACCCCGCGGAGCCGCUGAGAAGAAGCACAUGGUCUGUACUCACAAGACAACAGUUUUUGUCAGAUUUUUUUUYCCCCCACUGGAAUUAAUGUCCUUCCAGAGGACGAGAGACAGCAGCGGUUUGUCUGUCUGUUGUUUUUGUCACACUUUUCCCUUUUCUUGUUUCCUCCUCGAGGAGCUGGACAUCCUGGAGCCAGAUGGGGGGAAGAAGCGCGCAGAGUUGAAUCAGCUGUCAUUGGGACAUCCUGAAAAGGACUGCUUCAGACACUUGAUCAGAUUUCAGGAAGUCACUUUAUUUAUUUAUUAAAUUUAUUAUUAUUAUUUUUUUAAUAAGGAGGGAAGAGGGAGGUUCUUGCUCAUCAGCUGUUAGUUGGACUGAUGUGAUGCUGCAGUGAAGAGGGAAGCCGUCCACGCUUCAGCAUCAUGAGCCCAGAGAGUCUGAAGUUGAUUCUGACAGCACUUCAGGCUUUAACCAUCUCAUUACUGUGGGACGAGGUGCACUCUGCUGAAGGGAGUCCUCUGAGGGMAGCUGUUCAGCAUGGAGCCCCAGCAAAGCAGGAACAUUACGAGACAAUAGUGCCUCUUCAGCUCGUUGGAGAAGAAUGGAAGCCAGUCAGCCAAGUCAAAUCUCAGAAUCACCCAGCAUCGCUGAAGCUCCUGGUUGAAGCGAAAGGUGAGCGGCUGCUCCUGGCUGUAGAGAAGAACCAGGGGCUGUUUGCUAGUAACUAUACAGAAACCCAUUACCUGGAAGAYGGCACUUCAGUCACAGGCCCUCACAACUUCACGGCAAACUGCUAUUACCACGGAGAAGUGGAAGGUCRUGUCGACUCAGACGUCAGCCUCAGUACUUGUGCUGGAAUUAGGGGUUUUGUAUCUUUUGGAGGCCGAUCCUACAUGUUGGAACCGUGCACAAAUUGCUCCGAUGGGACUCACUGGAUCUACUCAGCAGAACACCUCAGUUUUGUUUCCGGAACCUGUGGUCACGAUUUCAACAUAUCCCACCCCGCUGUGCUCGCAGACAGUGGUCCGUUCAAGGCCUUCAGCUCAAGACAUAAACGCCACCUGCAGUCGACAACCAAGUACGUGGAGCUCAUCAUCGUGGCUGACAACAGAGAGUUUCAGAAGCAAGGUAAAGACAUGGAGAAGGUCAAACAGCGGCUGGCUGAGAUCGCCAAUUAUGUGGACAAGUUCUACAGAGCAUUGAAUAUCCGAGUGGCACUGGUGGGGCUCGAGGUAUGGAGUGACGUCGACAAGUGUCCCAUUACCCAGGACCCCUUCACCACCUUGCACGAGUUUUUAGACUGGAGGAAAGUCAAAUUAUUACCACAGAAGCCCCAUGACAACGCCCAGCUAAUCAGCGGCGUGUACUUCCAAGGCACCACCAUUGGAAUGGCGCCCAUCAUGAGCAUGUGCACGGCAGAGCAGUCGGGAGGAAUUGUCAUGGAUCAUUCAGACAAUCCUCUGGGAGCUGCAGUCACGCUGGCCCACGAGCUCGGACACAACUUCGGGAUGAACCAUGACACGCCGGAGCGGGGGUGUGGCUGCAGGGUGACCGUGGAUCGUGGGGGCUGCAUCAUGACGCCCUCCACUGGGUAUCCCUUCCCCACCGUGUUCAGCAGCUGCAGCAAGAAGGACCUGACGGCCAGUUUUGAGAAAGGUGUGGGGAUGUGUCUGUUUAACAUGCCCGAGCUGAAGGUGCUCUACGGCGGGCAGAAAUGUGGCAACGGCUACGUGGAGGAGGGAGAGGAGUGUGACUGUGGCGAACUGGAGGAAUGCAUGAAUCCUUGCUGCAAUGCUACUACCUGCACUCUGAAAGGAGAUGCCGUCUGCGCACACGGGCACUGCUGUCAGGACUGCCAGCUGAAGCCAGCGGGAACCCCGUGCCGCGAGUCCAGCAACUCCUGCGAUCUGCCCGAGUUCUGCACCGGCGUCAGCCCCCACUGCCCCGCCAACGUCUACCUCCACGACGGUCACUCCUGCCACAACGUGGAUGGCUACUGUUACAACGGCAUAUGCCAGACCCACGAGCAGCAGUGCAUCACUCUGUGGGGUAAAGGAGCCAAGCCAGCUCCAGGAAUCUGCUUUGAAAGGGUCAACUCCGCUGGAGACCCUUAUGGCAACUGUGGCAAGGAUUCAAAAGGCUCCUUUGCCAAAUGUGAAGCACGAGACGCUAAAUGUGGCAAAAUCCAGUGUCAAGGAGGAGCAAACCGCCCAGUAAUUGGCACCAAUGCUGUUUCCAUAGAAACAAAUAUACCCCUGCAGGAAGGCGGAAGGAUACUGUGCCGAGGUACACAUGUCUACCUGGGCGAUGACAUGCCCGAUCCCGGCUUGGUUCUGACGGGAACCAAGUGUGGCGGUGGAAUGAUGUGUUUGAACCGUCGGUGCCAGAACGUCAGCGUUUUUCAUGUGCACGAGUGUGCAGCCAAGUGCAGCGGUCGAGGGGUGUGCAACAACAACAAGAACUGUCACUGUGAGGCUCACUGGGGGCCUCCUUUCUGCGACACGGCAGGUUUUGGAGGAAGUCUGGACAGUGGCCCCAUCAGACUUGCAGACAACAAGAYCUUGACGGUGGGCAUCCUGGUGUCUCUCCUCACUGUGCUGGUGGCUGCUCUGAUCGUCUGCAUCAAGAGGAAAACCCUGAAGGGUCUGCUGUUCACCGGCAAAAAGAACCCCAUGGAGAAGCUUAGAUCAGAGACUGCUGCCAUCAGCGGACCACCCGCUCCGAAACCUCCAUCCACAGCGAGCGCAUCUCCGUCCCGACCGGCACCGCCUCUGCCGCACAGUGCCACCAUCUUCAAGUCUCCUCACCGGGGGCCGGAGGCAGGACCCCCACCGGCUCCAUACCCGGCUCACAGCCUGCGCAGACUUCCCCAGUGCCCUCCAGUUCACCUCAGCCACCCGGUGCCCCUGUCCCUCACGCUGUCCCUCUCCCCGGGGCCCCAGCAGCUGAGACCCCCGGCCCCUCCUCCUCACCGAGCCCCUCCUCCUCACAUCCACAUGGCACCCAGGGGAGCGUCGUUCCGCAGCGUGUCCCACCACAACUCCUGCAGGAUGGUGAUGGAGCUGGAGAAGCCCAGUCCUCCACAGAAACCUCUGCCUGCCGAUCCAAGGAGCUCCCGUCUGGUGCGAAGUCCCUCUUCAGUGCAGGACCACUCUGUAGGCCAGGGGUCCUCUGUUAUAUGUGGACCUGCACCAGUACCAGGUGCACCCAGACCUGUGCGCCCAGUCCCACUCCCCAACAGGCCGAGGCCCAAGCAGCCUCCAACACUACCAAAGCCUUGCAUUGUUGCCAACAUUAAAUACAGCAGCUGAGACUUUGGCCAGAAGGGACAAACAAAUAAAAAUAAUAAUAAUUUGCAC
Messenger RNA from Austrofundulus limnaeus, 3378 nucleotides. It is a transcript of the gene adam12a, whose product is annotated as ADAM metallopeptidase domain 12a. NCBI's taxonomy places the organism in Eukaryota, Metazoa, Chordata, Actinopteri, Cyprinodontiformes, Rivulidae. Gene Ontology annotation, biological process: proteolysis. Bases 442 to 3330 code for a protein of 962 amino acids. Gene Ontology annotation, molecular function: metalloendopeptidase activity. The transcript is spliced from 23 exons. The record is from RefSeq and is a predicted model, not a curated record.